Molecule: messenger RNA, 1278 nt
Organism: Penicillium paradoxum
Lineage: Eukaryota; Fungi; Ascomycota; Eurotiomycetes; Eurotiales; Aspergillaceae
Product: Tm-1-like ATP-binding domain-containing protein
Exons: 1
Coding region: 1-1278 (425 amino acids)
Source: RefSeq, a predicted model, not a curated record
AUGGCAUCCUCCAAUUCCCCCACAAUCCUUCUCGUAGGAACAUGCGACACCAAACUUCCAGAACUCCUCUACACAAAAGAGCAGAUCGAAUCGGAGUCUAGCGCCACAGUACUUGUAAUGGACGUCAGUCGCAACUCAACCACACACAAAGACAUCGCCAUAACUCAACACGACCUGAUUUCCCAAUCGGAGUCGAUUCCAGACCUAUCGUCACUUUCACGCGCCGAGUACAUCGCCACCCUCAUCCCGCACGCCACAACCAAAGUAGUUUCACUACACAAAGCCAAGAUAAUCCAUGGAAUCCUUUCCAUCGGUGGUUCUUGUGGGACAUCGCUCGCAACCGCAGUAAUGCGUGAUGCGCUGCCUAUCGGAUUCCCCAAACUAAUGGUCUCGACCAUGGCAUCCGGAGACGUGGCGCCGUACAUCGGCGAAACCGAUAUUAGCAUGAUGUACAGCGUAGUGGACAUUGCCGGACGGAACCGCCUGCUGGAGAGCGUUCUUGAUAAUGCCGCUGGGGGAAUCCUGGGGAUGGCGAGUUCAUAUAUGAGAAGAUCUUUGCGGAUGGGUCCAAGUACAUCUACGGGGGUGCGGAUUGGUAUAUCCAUGUUUGGCGUGACGACACCCGCAGUUUCGCGGGCGCGGGAACAUCUCGAGAUUGCGCUGCCUGGGUGCGAGGUUUAUGUCUUUCAUGCAACCGGGUCUGGCGGCAAAGCUAUGGAGCGGCUUAUUCGUGAGGAACAGCUUGAUGCGGUGCUUGAUUUGACAACAACGGAGGUUGCGGAUGAAGUCGUCGGCGGGGUUCUUAGCGCUGGACGUGAACGGUUGACGGCAGCGACGACACGAAACAUUCCUCGGGUCGUGAGUGUUGGCGCGUGUGAUAUAGUCAACUUUGGAGCCUCCGAGAGUGUUCCUAUUGCCUUUCAGGAUGGGAAGAGGUUAUUGCAUGAGCAUAAUGCGACCGUUACGCUGAUGCGAACUACUGAAAGCGAAUGUGCGGAGAUUGCGACGUUUAUCGCCAGGAAUCUCUUGCUUCUUUCAGGCGACAGAGGAGAACCAGCGCGGACGAAGGUAAUCCUACCCGUUGGUGGAGUGAGCAUGCUUGAUAUUCCUGGCCAACCAUUCCAGGACCCAGAGGCAGACGAGGCAUUGUUCUCAACGUUGGAAAGGGAAUUGGAGGGCAGUGGGAUAUCUGUCGUGCGAGAUACGCGUGAAAUCAACGAUCCUGGCUUUGCAGUAGCGGUCGCAGAUGAGUUAGUCCGGUUGAUCCACGGAGAAUAA